This is a messenger RNA of Ictalurus furcatus (blue catfish), 2189 nucleotides long. Its product is annotated as olfactory receptor class A-like protein 1. Gene Ontology annotation, cellular component: membrane. The record is from RefSeq and is a predicted model, not a curated record. Gene Ontology annotation, biological process: G protein-coupled receptor signaling pathway. Lineage: Eukaryota; Metazoa; Chordata; Actinopteri; Siluriformes; Ictaluridae. Gene Ontology annotation, molecular function: pheromone receptor activity. The transcript has 2 exons. The coding region runs from base 967 to 1956 and encodes 329 amino acids.
AGAGAAAAUAAAUAUAAAGAAUAAAUAUAGAGAAUAAAGAGAGAAAAUAAAUAUAGAGAAUAAAUAUAGAGAAUAAAGAGAGAGAAUAAAGAGAGAAAAUAAAUAUAAAGAAUAAAUAGAGAGAAUAAAGAGAGAGAUUAAAUCGUGAGAAUAAAGAGAGAGAUUGAAGAGAGGCUGGUGAGGGAACGACUGUUUAUAGCUGCAGUAACGUAAGCGAGAACAGGAAGGAACUUUUGAAUUUUCUGGACAUUCCAUAAUGUUAAAUGUAACUAUAACGUACGGGGGGAAAAGUAUGUACCAUACGUUAAUAAAUAAACAAAUUAUAGGCGAAUUGUCGACUCAUUGCUGUAAGAGGAAUGAAACACUCAGGGGCGUGCAGUUGGAGGAAAAUAAUCAACUUUCGGGUGGUAAGGGUAGCUCCGCUUCGUCACACCACCCCGACACUGAUUAUUUGGUGAUAGAACUGUUCGCACUUAAACUGUGCGUUUUUAGUAUUUCAUGUCAUUUGUGCGGAUUUGUUGGCACAGAUCUGGCAACCCUGACUGCAGUGUACUUGAUUAGUAAAAUGUAGAGAUUAUUAAACACUAACCAACACAUCUAACGCCAUCUUGGGGAGGUUUCUUUUGUAUUUUGUGUAGUUUUUUUUGCACAGUCUAGCUUUAGACACUGAAGAUGUCUUGAUGGAAAUGUUCCAUUAAAGUGAGCUCACUGCACUGGUGUGUUGGUGCUGGAUGUCAGUUUUGGAUGUUGGUCUAUCAGUCCUGCGUGUGCAGUUGUUUUCACUAAAAGACUAAUUGUGUGUUGAGCAGGUGGAGCUCGCACUGGGUUUCCUUGGUGACUCUGGUUUCCAUGGUUACCUGGAAUCUUGCGGUGUUUUAUUUCGGUGUGUGUCGGGGGCCCCAGUGGAAAAGUACACCUUAUAAAUUCGCAUAUCUUCACUUCCAUCGCCGGCGAUGAAGCGUACAAAUGCGCGUGAGCCGUCACAAGAAGAAGUUCCAGAACCCGGGCUCCAUGGACCUUUGCAUCACCAUUAAAGGAGUUUCGUUCCUCCUGCAGACGGGGCUGGGAAUUCUGGGUAAUGCAUCCGUGCUGAUGGCGUACGCUCAUAUGGCUUUCGUAGAGCCUCGCCUGCAGCCCGUGGACAGAAUCCUGGCUCACCUGGCCUUCAGCAACCUGCUGCUACUACUGACGCGUGGCGUGCCACAGACCAUGGUCAUCUUCGGCCUGCACAACCUGCUGAACGAUCCGGGCUGCAAAGUGGUGAUCUACGCCUACCGCAUCCACCGCGCCCUCUCUGUCUGCCUCACCAGCAUGCUGAGUGUCUUCCAAGCGCUGACCAUCACGCCGUCAGCCGGGCCGUACCUGACCAGACUGAAAUCUCGUCUCCCGCAGCUGGUCGUGCCCACCUUCGUAGGGCUGUGGCUCCUCAACAUGGUCGUCUGCACCGGCGCUGCGCUUUUCGCCUUGGCACCUCGGAACGGCACCGUGCCUGCCUUCACCCUUAACCUCGGCUUCUGCCACGUCGACUUCCGUGACAACUUGUCGUACGUGGUGAACGGCGCGGCACUCUCGACGCGAGACUUCACCUUCGUGGCCAUCAUGCUGGCGUCCAGCGGCUACAUCCUAGUCUUCCUGCACAAACACAGCAGACAAGUCAGGUCCAUCCGACGCGCUCAGCAAGGAACCUCCAUGGAGCUGCGGGCGGCUAAGACCGUCGUCAUGCUGGUGGUGCUGUACACCGUAUUCUUCGGCAUCGACAACGUGAUCUGGAUCUACAUGCUGACGGUGGCUCAGGUCCCGGCCGUUGUGGCGGACAUGAGAGUGUUUUUCUCAUCGUGCUAUGCCACAUUCAGUCCUUUCCUCAUGAUAAGCACCAAUAAGAAGAUAAAGGAGAGGAUGAUGUGUGCGGCUGGAGAACAGUCGGCCGAGGACUCCAUCGAGAAACCAAGCAAAUAAAUAAAUAAACGUUCUUUUUUUCUUACACGUUCAAAUUGUGACACUAGACGACAUAUAUUUUAGUAUUCUUGAUAUAUUAUGCAUUGUUAUUAUCGUGCUAAGGUUGCUACAAUAAAGAAAAAAAAUAUUUUGUGCCGUUUGUACUGACUUUUAUUUUGUUGCCUAAACGGCUGCCAUUUUGUACGAGUCCUUUUUACUUUUAAACUUACUGAUAAUUCUACAAAACUAACCAG